AUGACCGAGGCCUUCAUGCAGCCACCUCCCCCUCCAAAGACCAAACUGGGUCGUUAUCGGCUUCUGUCUCCAAACGCUGGCGUACAUGUCUCACCAAUUCAGCUUGGGGCAGGAAGUAUUGGCGACAAGUGGGAGAAAUUUGGCUUGGGGAGUAUGGACAAAGCCCGGAGCUUUGAGCUUCUGGAUGCAUACUACGACAGCGGCGGAAACUUCAUUGAUACUGCGAAUCAUUAUCAAGAUGAAACUUCGGAAAUGUUUAUCGGAGAGUGGGCACAGAAGCGAGGAAUCAGGGACCAGCUGUUCAUUGCGACCAAGUACACCACUAAUCUGAAAGCAAAUAACAAUUCUGUCGCACAGCAAAUAAUGUAUACGGGCAACAAUACAAAAUCACUGCACAUAUCAGUUACAGCCUCUCUAACGAAAUUGCGAACAAACUACAUCGAUCUCUUAUAUGUUCAUUGGUGGGACUGGGAUACGAGUAUCGAAGAAAUAAUGCAGUCAUUGCAUAACCUUGUGUUGCAGGGUAAGGUCCUGUACCUUGGAGCUUCAGAUACACCUGCUUGGAUCGUGUCAAAAGCCAAUCAAUAUGCACGAGAUCAUGCAUUAACGCCAUUCGUUAUUUACCAAGGUGCAUGGAAUGUCAUGGAACGCUCUUUCGAACGGGAUAUUAUUCCAAUGGCUAGAGCAGAAGGCAUGGCGUUAGCGCCUUGGAAUGUUCUUGCGGGAGGAAGGAUACGGAGUGACGAAGAGGAAGAACAGCGUCGGCAGACAGGCGAAAAAGGUCGCACGAUAUUAAAUCCUAACUGGGAGCGUAACGACCAAGAAAAGAAAAUGUGUCAGGCACUUUCCAAGGUUGCAGCAGAAGUGGGUGCAAAGAGCAUCAACGCCGUUGCAAUUGCCUAUGUAAUGCAAAAGACCACCUACGUCUUUCCUAUCGUUGGUGGUCGUAAAGUCGAGCAUCUCAUGAGUAACAUAGAGGCCCUUGACAUAAGUUUGAGUAGCAAACAGAUGCAAUACUUGGAAAGCAUUGUCCCGUUAGACCUAGGUUUCCCGUCUUGGUUUAUCGGCGACGGCACCAAGAUAGGCGACUUCAUGAACGUUGCAGGAAACAUCGAGAUGCGUCCCAUGCCACAGCCACUCCAUCCUGCAGUGAAGUCCUAA
Messenger RNA from Psilocybe cubensis, 1161 nucleotides. RefSeq lists its product as uncharacterized. Bases 1 to 1161 code for a protein of 386 amino acids. The record is from RefSeq and is a predicted model, not a curated record. The transcript is spliced from 7 exons. Lineage: Eukaryota; Fungi; Basidiomycota; Agaricomycetes; Agaricales; Agrocybaceae.